AUGGCCCCGCGCAUUCAUUUUCGCAAUCGCAGACUACAACUAUUCAUGGCACCCAACACUUCGAACAAUGCUCAGAAAAUCCAACCAUCCACUCCAAUUCCCGCUAUCACUCUUACUCCACCCAAUUCCAAAUCAAUUCAUCUGCCCCUCAGGACCUGCAACGACAUGGGCCCCAUCGACCUUCAGGGGGGCAGCGACCUGAAUCCAACCUCCAAGACCAACGAUGUAGAGUCUAUCGCACCAGCAACACUUAUUUCUCCACCACCCUCCCCAACGUUGCUUCCUUCUAUUGAGGACGGAAAAUUCAAGGAGAAUGUCUUGCUUGACUCAGAAAAUCUUGCCCCCAUUACUCCUCCCAAGGGAAGGAAGAAGACUACCUCAAGCCCAAAAGAGAAGACUACCUCAAGCCCAAAAGAGAAGACUGCCCCCAGGCCAGAGAAGAAUGCAUCCCCUCAGACGCCACCAAAAGGCGAAAUCGAGAAUGGAAGCCCGCAGAGAGCUCGUCCAGAAACCUCGGACAUUGUGGUUCGCCGAAUGAUUGGCAGAGCCUUGGGACUGAAGAUUCCGAAGAAGGAGGAUGAGAAGACGGUUGCUGUUUCCGAGGCCAUGAAACUUCCGGGAAGGGAGGAACGGGCUGCCUGCUGGGAUGCUUUUAAGAAUGCCCAGAAACCGUAA
Molecule: messenger RNA, 675 nt
Organism: Venustampulla echinocandica
Lineage: Eukaryota; Fungi; Ascomycota; Leotiomycetes; Helotiales; Pleuroascaceae
Exons: 1
Coding region: 1-675 (224 amino acids)
Source: RefSeq, a predicted model, not a curated record